Molecule: messenger RNA, 548 nt
Organism: Episyrphus balteatus (marmalade hoverfly)
Lineage: Eukaryota; Metazoa; Arthropoda; Insecta; Diptera; Syrphidae
Product: ATP synthase subunit g, mitochondrial-like
Exons: 2
Coding region: 72-371 (99 amino acids)
Biological process (GO): proton motive force-driven ATP synthesis
Molecular function (GO): proton transmembrane transporter activity
Source: RefSeq, a predicted model, not a curated record
GAAUUAAAAAUAAUUUUUUCUUUUAAUUGUAAUAUAAUUUAAAUUUAUUUAAAGGCAGAAACAGCAACAAAAUGGCCAGCAUCGCUACAAAAGGGUCUGGUUUAGUAAACAAACUAAUGGCUCAGGCCAGGCCACAGUUGGACGUUUUCAUGAAGUACGCUAGAGUGGAACUGACACCACCUACCCCUGGCGAUAUACCCGUCAUUCGACAAGGAAUCGGCAGACUUAUUAACGGUGCCCGUACUGGAGCAUACAAAAAUGUUACUGUCCGCGAGGCACGGUUAAACACAUUGGUAACAAUGGAAGUGUGCUUCUGGUUCUAUGUUGGUGAAUGUAUUGGAAAGCGCCACAUUGUUGGAUACGAUGUUUAGUUAAGCUGCAUUGCAAAAUCUUCGAUUUGAAAUUUGGUAUAAACUCACCAAGAUCUUUUCCAAAAAAAGAAAUAAAUUGGUGAAAUAUGUAUGGCUUAGUAAAAUAUAUUUGUUUCAACAGAAUAAUCAUAAAUCGGCAAUCAACUUGGAAUACAUUCAAAUAAUUAAGAAAAGUCA